AUGACCCUUCCAUACACCUAUAAAUCCGUCCCUUCUACUCUCCCACCUUCUGUUCUAGCUGAUGGAGCCAGCUCGGGAAAGGCCCGCUAUGUGGUUUCUUCCGGUGGCCACGCCGCUCAUCCAGAUGAGAUUAUCGCUUCAUGUCAACAGCUUGAGGAUCAUAUAAACAAACUACGGGCAGAGACAGAGGCUACAAUCCGAAAAUGGGAAGAAUCAAACCAGGCUCGCGAGCUCGCGGAAAAGCGACGUGUUGCUCCUGGGUGGCUAGAUCGAGAGGAGAAGCUUCUGCAGCCGAUCCACUCAUCAUCCAAGGCUGGCGCUCAGAGUGAGGCAAGCAUUUUAGAAGGACAGUUGGCGGAACAAAGCAGGAAGGUGACUACAUCUCCGAUGAUCCCAAAGAACGAGGGAGAGGAGCUUGAUCGUGCAUUUGGGGGGCUUGCACUAAGGUGAAAUCCAUCGGAUGUGCUUUACAACAUGCCACAAGGUCACCUUUACAUCCUCCGUAUGAGCUUCACGGGAAGACUCGGUUUCGGAACAGGUACUCUCAGCACGCCUAGUAGCAAAUUAUUGCGCUACGGUCGUCCACCCUCCC
Coccidioides posadasii C735 delta SOWgp is the source of this 592-nucleotide messenger RNA. RefSeq lists its product as uncharacterized. The record is from RefSeq and is a predicted model, not a curated record. Lineage: Eukaryota; Fungi; Ascomycota; Eurotiomycetes; Onygenales; Onygenaceae.